CAAUUUCCAUAUCACUUCCAUAAAAAUGUUGCUGAAAUGCACCUAUUGACAUGCAUAAUCAUGAUGUGUUAAUUUAAAAUGCAAGUUACCAAACAAAAUGGUGUGAUCCCCUUAAAAAUUAUAUAUAGCACUCACAGAUAUACAUAAGAAAACUUAAAGGGCAUUAUGAGGGUUUAAUGUUUGUUUCGUACUAAAAUACGUCCCCUCAAAAUUCGUAUUUGAAGCCCUAGCCCUCAAUGUGACUGUUUGAAGAUGGGCUUUUAAGGAGGUAAUCACGGUUAAAAGGGGCCAUAAGACUGGGGCUCUAAUCCAAUUGGACUGGUGUCCUUACAAGAAGAACAGAUAGAAGUGGUUUGCACAGAAGAAAGGCCCUGUGAAGACACAGUGAGAAGUUGGUCAUCUGCAAACUAAGGAGUGAGGCCUCACCAAAAACCUACAGCACAGGUGGCAAACACAAGGCCCGCUGGCCGAAUCCCGCCCUCCACCUAGUUUUAUCCGGCCCGGGACCUUGUUUCUACCUGGCGGCAGCACGGAGCUCCUAGCUCCUACGCUCCUGCCAGCGCGCUAGUCACGUGUGCAGCGUGUGUGAUGAGUUUACGCUGCAGGAGCAGGAGAACGGCGGGAGCUGCGGCCAUAGCUACAGGAGAACGGUGAGCCUGUGUAAGAAGAGUAAUAGGUGGCGCACCAUACCAUCUUUGGUGGAACAAUUUCAAUCCCAAAAUGUCCAGUAAGAGAAAGAUUGAUGCAGAAGGAAGGCAAUUUAAUGAUAGAUGGGAAAGCGAAUACAUGUUUGUGUUUCAAGGGGAAAACCCAGUGUGUCUUUUGUGUUAUGAGACAAUAUCAGUGAUAAAGGAGUACAAUGUACGUCGGCAUUUUGAGACCAAACAUGGAACCAAAUAUGCUAAAUUUAGCCUCCAAGAAAAACAACAAUUGGCGCAAGAAUUAAAAGGCAGACUGCAAUCACAGCAAAAUGUGCUCACCAGAACUAUAGCCAAAAAUGAUGCAGCAGUGAAAGCCAGCUUUAUUGUGGCUGAAGAAAUUGCUCGAGCUUCCAAGUGUUUUUCAGAGGGUGCAUUUUUCAAGCAGCGCAUGCUAAAGGUGUGUGAGCAGGUGUGCCCUGAUCAAAUACAGACUUUUAAAAAUGUCAGUUUGUCAAGAAACACCAUCGCAAACCGUGUUAAGGAACUAGCAGGAAAUCUGGCCACACAGCUGGUCGAAGAGGCGCGCAGUUAUCUGGCUUUUUCCUUAGCUGUGGAUGAGAGCACAGACAACACGGAUACAUCGCAUCUAUCCAUUUUUAUAAGAGGUGUGAAGGCGGACUUCUCUGUCACUGAGGAACUCUUGGAUGUAAUUACCAUGCAUGGGACAACAACAGGGAAGGACAUUUUUGAUGCGGUGGAGAAGUCCAUAAACAAUCAUAAGUUACCCUGGGAAAAGCUGGUGGGGCUAACUACCAACGGUGCCCCUGCAAUGUGUGGAGAAAAAACAGGCUUGGUUGGACUAAUGAAGGAGAAAUUGCAAAAAAGUAGCUGCGACACACCUCUGAUAACGUAUCAUUGCAUUAUUCAUCCAGAAGCUCUGUGUGGAAGGGUUCUGGAACUGGAUAAUAUUAUGACCACAGUCAUGAAAACAGUGAACUUCAUUCGGGCUCGGAGCUUGAAUCAUGGCCAGUUCCAAGUGUUUCUGCAGGAAAUGGACUCAGAGCGUGAAGAUGUGCCAUACCAUACAGAAGUCAGGUGGCUGAGCAGGAGUGCAGUCCUGAAACAAUUUUUUGAGCUUAGGGAAGAAAUUGCACUUUUCAUGCAAAGUAAAGGAAAACCCUUGCCUGAGCUGUCAGAUCCAAACUGGCUGUGCGAUUUUGCUAUGUUAUGUGACAUAACCGAGCAUCUUGCCCAACUGAAUCAGAAGCUGCAGGGACGCAAACAAGUCAUCACGCAGAUGUCCGACGCAAUCACGGCUUUCCAGCGUAAACUUCACCUAUGGAAGUCCCAAGUGGACAAGGACAAUCUUGCCCACUUUCCUGUUUGUCAGAGCAUCUCAGCCUCAGUUCCUGGUGCUUUUUCAUGCACGCCCUUGGCUACCAAAUUGAGCCAGUUAAUUGAUGAAUUUGAUCAGCGCUUCUCAGACUUCAGAAGACAGCGCUUAAGCUUUGCCAUCUUUGCCAAUCCUUUCACCAUUGAUGUCGACAGUGCACCCCACAACCUUCAGUUGGAGUUAAUUGAUAUUCAAAGUGAUAGUUGCCUGAGAGUAAAGUUCGAGGAUGUUAAAAUUGAGGACUUUUACUGUCUACUGCCUCCUGCUUUGAUGCCACAGCUCCGACUUCACGCUGCCCGUAUUCUGUCACUGUUUGGGAGCACCUAUCUGUGCGAACACACGUUUUCAAUAAUGAAUCUAAACAAGACUAAGCACAGGUCACGCAUCACCGAUGACAACCUCCACGCUGUUUUACGAAUUGCCACAGCACAAGGCCUGAAACCAGACAUAGACACACUGACCUCGAGAAAACGGUGUCAGACAUCCAGAAAACAAAACAGUUGUGUUUCAGCUCCAGGCACAGAAAAGCAGCAGAACCAGACCAGCGAUGCCGAUGCCGUGGCUGACAUCUGGACCAGCUGCACUGACUGAUGACCCCUCUGGUGCUGACCAAUCAGUAGAGACUAUGACCCUAAAAGGACACACCUGGAAAGCUGAUGAGUAUUCUAUUGGGAUCCUCCUAAUACCUCCAGACGAGGGCCUGGUGCUGCUCUCCCUCCCUGGACCCUUCAGCAUUUUUCCUUCUGCCUGGUCUUCCCCCAGGCAUGUUAGCUUUACCUUUAUCUCUCCUAAGCUCUGGGGCCCUUCUUCUGCCUCUGUAACUUGUUUCCUGAACCUGCACCCCACUGGCUCACUUUUCCUACCUCUGUGACUUUCCAAAUAAACUUUCUCUUAUAGUUUGAG
Phyllostomus discolor (pale spear-nosed bat) is the source of this 2937-nucleotide messenger RNA. RefSeq names its product general transcription factor II-I repeat domain-containing protein 2-like. The record is from RefSeq and is a predicted model, not a curated record. NCBI's taxonomy places the organism in Eukaryota, Metazoa, Chordata, Mammalia, Chiroptera, Phyllostomidae. The coding region runs from base 721 to 2625 and encodes 634 amino acids. The transcript has 3 exons.